This is a messenger RNA of Quercus robur (English oak), 2289 nucleotides long. RefSeq names its product receptor-like protein 9DC3. The transcript has a single exon. Bases 1 to 2289 code for a protein of 762 amino acids. Gene Ontology annotation, molecular function: protein binding. NCBI's taxonomy places the organism in Eukaryota, Viridiplantae, Streptophyta, Magnoliopsida, Fagales, Fagaceae. The record is from RefSeq and is a predicted model, not a curated record.
AUGCAUCCACUAUGCCAUGAUGAUGAGAGGUCAGCCUUGUUGCAAUUCAAGCAAAGCUUUACCAUAGAAGAGUCUGCUUCCAGUUUUCCUAAUGCAUGUGAUAGGGUCAGAUCUUGGACACCAGAAGUAGAAAACAGUACUGAUUGUUGCUCGUGGGAUGGUGUUAACUGCGAUGAGGACACAGGCCACGUGAUUGGCCUUGACCUCAGUAACAGUUGUCUCCUUGGUUCAAUCAACCCUAACAGCACUCUCUUUCGUCUUGUUCAAUUGCAAAAGCUUAACCUUGCUGACAAUUACUUCAACUACUCUCAAAUCCCAUCCCAAGUAGGCAAUCUUUCAAGACUGACACAUCUCAAUCUAGCUCAUUCUAUGUUUUCUGGUCAAAUCCCAUUAGAAGUUUCAAAGUUGUCCCAAUUGUCAUCUCUGGAUCUGGGUUGGAACCACGAUUCAAAGAAAAACCUAUUGCAAUUGGGAAGGUUGAGCCUAAGGAGCCUAGUUGGAAAUCUAACCCUUCUAGAAGAUCUUGAUCUGAGUAGAGUGAACAUAUCCUCCACCGUGCCUAAUAUCUUUGCAAACAUGUCUAAUUUAAGGAGCCUCUAUCUCCUUGACUGUGGAAUGUAUGGGGAAUUUCCAAAAGGCAUUUUUAUGCUACCGAAUUUACGGAAUCUUGACGUAAAUCACAACGAAGAUCUCAAUGGUUCUUGGCCUGACUUUCAAUAUUGGCACAGCCCCAUGGAGCAAAUGAGCCUCGCACGCGUCAAUUUCUCUAGUGAGCUGCCCUCUUCAAUGGGAAACCUUAGCUCCUUGAUUGCUUUGGUAAUGCCCAGUUGCAGCUUGUUAGGGUCCAUUCCAUCUUCAAUCGGUAACCUCUCAAAUCUCAUUUACCUUGACCUUUCAAAUAAUAUUUUAGUGGGUAGCAUUCCAUCUUCAAUAGGAAAUCUCAUCCAACUUGGUCUUCUAAGCCUCCACAAUAAUCAUUUGACUGGUCUAAUCCCUUCUAGGCUUGCAAACCUCACUCAAUUGAUUAUCCUUGACAUGAGUUACAAUCAUCUAACUGGUCCGAUUCCUUUAGGGCUUAGGAAGCUAACACUAUUAAAUGACUUAGGUCUUGCAGGCAAUGAGUUUCAAGGCAAGUUUCCAAUCUUUAUCUUCAACCUACGGAAUCUUAACUUUCUUGAUAUUUCUGAUAAUUACCUUAGUGGUAUUAAAUGGAUUUGCAACAUGACUUUUCUUCAUGUCCUUGAUGUGUCUAAUAACAACUUUAGUGGUUCACUUCCUGAAUGCUUGCACAAUAUGUUCUAUGGAAGCAAAUUGAGGAUGAUUAGUUUGAGAGGGAACAAAUUCCAAGGCUUGUUACCAAGAUCAUUGGCCAAUUGUACGAUGCUAAAGGCCCUUGAUGUUAGUAAUAACCAAUUCAGUGACACUUUUCCGUCUUGGUUGGAAAAUCUUCCAAAGUCAGAGAUUCUCAUCUUGCGGUCAAACCAAUUCUAUGGUAAAAUAUUAGAGAGUCCUGAAACCAAUUAUGAGUUCCAAAACUUACGAAUCCUUGAUCUCUCUUACAAUAUUUUUACUGGAAAUUUGCCAUUAAAUUCAUUUAGAAAUUGGAAUGCAUUGAAAUUGGACAAACAUGAUCACCCUUUGACAUAUAUUCAUGAAAAACGAUCUUUCAAUGUGGGGACACACCAUUUGUAUUACUAUUAUGAUUAUUCAAUGAAAAUAACAAAUAAAGGCGUGGAUACAGUAUACAACAAGGUCCAAGACUUUUUUAGAGCCAUCGAUAUGUCUAGCAAUAGGUUUGUUGGAGAGAUUCCAGAAUCUAUAGGAGUUUUAAAGGACCUUAAUAUGCUCAAUCUUUCCAAUAACCUUCUCACCGGACAUAUCCCUAUAUCUUUAGGGAAUCUUACACAAUUAGAAUCAUUAGACAUUUCUCAAAAUAAGCUCUCAAGGAAGAUUCCACCACAGCUAACGCAACUUACUUUCCUCGAAUGGUUCAAUGUUUCUCAUAACUCUCUCACUGGCUCUAUACCAGAAGGGAAGCAAUUCAACACAUUUGAAACUAGUUCCUUUGAGGGAAAUUUAGGUUUGUGUGGAAAUCCAUUGUCAAAGAAAUGUUGGGAUUUUGAUUCUUCACCAGUAGUUUUCGAUCGAACUCCGGACUCACUUGGGUUUCUCUUUGAAUUUGGAUGGAAAAUACUUUUGGUUGGGUAUGGAUUUGGAUUCAUUGUUGGAGUAAUAAUUGGCAACAUCGCCACAGCAAGGAAAGAUGAUUGGUUGAUGAAAGCCUUAUAA